AUGACACGCACAUCACGGAGUACCCAUGAGGCGGUUUGGUACUUUACGUACAUUAUGGUACAGCGCGGUGGUAUCGUAGUUUUGACAAUGGGCCUAUCUCUUGUAGUUUUCUGCAGUGUGACAACUGUGCGCUCAGUGAUACCAAUGCUGGUGGAACCAGGGACUUUAGGCUUCAUGAUUUUGUACGGCCUAUGCUGUAUACUAUCAUUCGGUAUUUUGUUUAAUUACGUUGCUGUCGCUUGCCUCUGUGGACCAAAUAUAGACCCGAAGGAAACGAAAAGAUUGACAGAGCAGGCCGAGGCACUGCCCCCUCAGGAAAGAUGCCGACUGUUGGACGCGCCGAGGCGCUUUUGUCACAUAUGCGAGCGUCUAAAAGCGCCGCGUGAGUACCACUGCCGGAUAUGUGGUCGUUGCAUUGCAAGGAGGGACCACCACUGCCCAUGGAUAAACAAUUGUGUUCAAGCGGAAAACAACCGUUACUUUUUAAUGAUGGUGUUGUACUUGUUGCUUUCAACAGGUUUUGUGUCAUCUAUGUUAUGUGCAAUAUACACACAUUCCGUGUGGCACGGCUCCACUGUAGCAGCUCGUGAUGUCAAACGGUCAACAUCGCAUCAGUUCUGCAAAAGUGGAGUUUACUCUUCUCCGAUAUUGUUGCUUUUUGGCGUUUGCAUCAUUACGUUCUUCAUACUUCUCUUCCUAUUUGGAGCGGCCACACUUGCGGCGCUACGGAACGAAACAGCUGUGGAAUCAUUCAUUGUGGCACAAAAACAAAGUGCCUUUCAAGGGAGUUUGGUUCCCUUUCGCAAUCCAUAUGACCUUGGCCGACAACGUAACUUACUUGCAUUAUUCGAAACGAAGGGAGAUCCAUUGAUUACACAUUUAAGGAGAGGAGGCCGCAUAUCUAACAUUUGGAUUGGUGUGUGGCUUCUGCUUCCCACAUUACGUCCCUCUGCAUUUGACGGCAUGCAUUAUGUUGUCUUUGAUGACGUGGUGCAUGCCGUUUAA
This is a messenger RNA of Trypanosoma brucei brucei TREU927, 1005 nucleotides long. RefSeq lists its product as hypothetical. Gene Ontology annotation, molecular function: palmitoyltransferase activity. The transcript has a single exon. Lineage: Eukaryota; Euglenozoa; Kinetoplastea; Trypanosomatida; Trypanosomatidae. Bases 1 to 1005 code for a protein of 334 amino acids. The record is from RefSeq and is a predicted model, not a curated record.